This is a messenger RNA of Chinchilla lanigera (long-tailed chinchilla), 3329 nucleotides long. It is a transcript of the gene Naif1, whose product is annotated as nuclear apoptosis inducing factor 1. Gene Ontology annotation, cellular component: nucleus. The coding region runs from base 481 to 1464 and encodes 327 amino acids. Lineage: Eukaryota; Metazoa; Chordata; Mammalia; Rodentia; Chinchillidae. The record is from RefSeq and is a predicted model, not a curated record. The transcript is spliced from 3 exons.
GGGCGGGGCCGUCUCGCUCAGCCUGGGGCCGAUUCAAACUGAGAGAGGAAGGGAUUGGCUGAGCCCGCCCGAGAGGGAAUCGCGCAGCGAGAGGCGAAAGUCUUGAGAUUGCCUGCGGGAAGACCCACUGUCCAGCUUCCAUUGAGUAACGCAGUUUAGACCGCGGCAUUGUAAGCACGGGAGGAGCAGUCCAGUACGGAGAGAUCUUACUCUGCUGUGGGAAAUAGGAUUUGUGAGACAGCAAUUAUGAACUGAAGUUACAAAGCAAAAUUUGCGCCCUUUGAAUGGAAUUAAAAAUUAAUUGGCCAACAAGUCAAGGUUGAAAGAACUAAGUACCCUCGGGAGGCUGGAUUUUGGUAAUCUAACUCUAGAAAUCACCAGUAAAGUAGCUGAAUUUAACGGCCUAAUAGUCGUAAUACUGAUAAUUGAACGACAGAGCGACUUUCCAAUGGAAGCAAAUAAAGGAGAGGAAAGAAAGCUAUGGCUGUCCCAGCCAAGAAGAGGAAGAUGAACUUCUCGGAGCGGGAGGUGGAGAUCAUCGUGGAGGAGCUGGAGUUGAAGAAGCACCUGCUGGUGAACCAUUUCAACGCCGGGGUCCCGCUGGCCGCCAAGAGUGCUGCUUGGCACGGCAUCCUGCGCAGGGUCAACGCCGUGGCCACGUGCCGCAGGGAACUGCCGGAGGUCAAGAAGAAGUGGUCUGACCUCAAGACCGAGGUCCGCCGCAAGGUCGCUCAGGUCCGGGCCGCCGUGGAGGGCGGCGAGGCCCCAGGCUCCACCGAGGAGGACGGAGCGGCCGGGGCCGGGCCGGGUGCGGGCGCUGGCGGAGGCGGUCCAGCGGUGGCCCCCGUCCUGCUGACCCCCAUGCAACAACGCAUCUGCAACCUGCUGGGUGAGGCCACCAUCAUCAGUCUGCCCAGUACCACGGAGAUCCAUCCCGUGGCCCUCGGACCCGCGGCCACUGCAGCCGCAGCCACGGUCACCCUGACACAGAUCCCCACGGAAACCACCUACCAUGCGCUGGAGGAGGGCGUGGUGGAGUACUGCACAGCCGAGGCCCCGCCACCUCUGCCGGCUGAAGCCCCGGUAGAAAUGAUGGCCCAACACGGCGACACGUCCGUCAAGCCACAGGCACUCAAGAGCCGCAUCGCCCUCAACUCAGCCAAACUGAUCCAGGAGCAGCGGGUCACCAAUCUGCACGUGAAGGAGAUUGCCCAGCACCUGGAGCAGCAGAACGACCUGCUGCAGAUGAUCCGACGCUCGCAGGAGGUGCAGGCCUGUGCUCAGGAGCGCCAGGCCCAGGCCAUGGAGGGCACCCAGGCAGCCCUGAGUGUGCUCAUCCAGGUCCUCCGGCCCAUGAUCAAAGAUUUCCGCCGCUAUCUGCAGAGCAACACGCCCACCCCGACCCCUGCCUCCGACCCUGGACAGGUGGCCCAGAAUGGGCAGUCCGAUGGUGUCAUCCAGUGAGGAUGGGGUCCCAGCCUCCUGCUGUGAUUGGAUGAACGCUCUGUGGUCUCGUAAGUGGCUUCUGCGAUUGGCCGUAGCCUGGCCACAUAGACAGCUCCCACUUUGGGGUCCACAGUUGUGAGAAAGGAAGGAAACUGGGAAGAAGAACUUGUUGGGCUCCUGGGAUCCAGACUCACUUCCUCCCACUUCUGGAGCCGCCUUGCUGAGACCCAGCCGAUUGGUUAGCUGGAGGUCCCUGAGUUGGGGAUGAGACACAAGUGGCUAUGAGCCAGGGCUGGGGCCAUCGCCCGGAUUCCAUCAGGAAAACACUGUAAGGAAACAGUGGCUCUCACUAGGGGCCCCAGCCCAGUGCCAGGCUUUUGAGGACGAUGGUGAUGGUGGCAUCGGUGUCAGCAGGAGGCCAGUUAUGUCUUCCUCCCACGCUGGGCAGUAUACUGAGCCCAGGAAGCGAAGCCCAGCCUCUCGCCUUUCACCGUGCCCCAGUCCUUAGGGCCUGUCCCUCCUGCUGUGCCCAUCAGUGCCCACCCCAGGCACAGCGUGGGCCUCUGCGGUAUCCCCGUCAGUGCACCCGUCCAUGCCUCAGCCCGCCCGGCUCAGGGCGCUGUGUGUAGUGGGGAUGGGCCGGCGCUCUCUACUCUUCCACUUCGUCUUCGGCCCUGGGCUCUGGGCUCGGGUCAGGCUUCAGUUCCAGAGAAGCAAAUCCAAGUGGAGUCUUGUCAUCCCCACCCCCCGCAGUGGGUCGGAGGUGACUGUUGCUUUUUCCAGUCAUUUUUAUUCUAUAGUGAGCUCCUGGUGGGGAGACCCAAAGGAGGGCAGCUCUGGGCCGUGCCCUUCCUCCUUUCCUCUGUGCUAAGUCCAUUUCCAAACUCAGUGCGGAAAAGAGCCCUCAGCACCCCAGCAUCCCAACACUCAGGAGGCUGAGGCCGGAGGAUUGCCACAAGUUCAAGGCCAGCCUGGGCUACACAAUAAGUUCAAGGCCACACUGAACUAUAUACACAGCAAGACCUUGCCUCAAAGAAAAAAAAGGCAGCCGUGCUCACACCCCACCCUGGACCCUUCUCCCUUGCCCCAUCGGUCAGUGCCCCUCUGAUUGGCUGAGUGAUUCCUAAGCCGUUUGAACCGUGAAUGUAUGAAGUAGGAGAGAUGAAGCCAACCUAAGAAAGGAGGCCCUUUGACCCCUGGUGCUGCAGAAGCCCUGAGUGCGCGUGCUGCGGAGGUACUGCCCUGCCACCGGCUUCUCUGAGGCAUCCCUGGGGCUUGACCCAGAUGGUGCUUGUCCCUUUCAUUCACAGACUCACCAUUGAUCACUGAGAUGCCCACAUCUCCCCAGAUGUUUCCUAAGUUUGCCGUCUUGCUGCUGGUGCCUUGGCCACAUGUGACCCACGGUGACAACUUGAGGCUUCAGAUCUAUAAACAAGGGACAGAGCUGCCUGCCCGGGCAGGUCUGUGUAGCAUUGCUCAGCACCACCAUUGUGAUCGCAGGAGAUGCCCCCAGAGGCGGCUGGGGGGUGGCCGCCAUGCCGCCCCCACCCUCCCCCCAGUGCAGGCUCGCGUGCAGCGCCAGCUGCGGGAGGCAGUGCAAGACUGGGCCCAGCUUGGGAGUUGGGUGGCGGAGCUGUGGCCAGAAGGCAGCUCUCUCUGCCAGCUCAGCCACCCUGGCUCUGUGGAGCCCGAUGGCCCCGGCAAGGGGUCUACAGGGACUUCUGAAGGAUUAGCGACUUGGUUUGGCUUUUCUCCAGGGUUGGAAAUCUGAGCCAAUAUUGUGUCUGUUUCAUUUGGGUACAAAGAAGCCUGGAUCCCUUAAAGUGACUCAUUCUUUCCAGGUCGUAAUUUUAAAUUAAAGACAUCACUUUUUUUAUGCUUAC